Molecule: messenger RNA, 1230 nt
Organism: Caenorhabditis angaria
Lineage: Eukaryota; Metazoa; Nematoda; Chromadorea; Rhabditida; Rhabditidae
Source: the annotation of a GenBank genome assembly
AUGAUAAACUUGGAGCCUGUUCGUUGGCCAACUUAUAUUUGGUAUGGAAUGUCAAUCAUCACUAUUCCCAUUUAUCUUUUAGUAGUAAUUUGCUUACUGAGAUUACGUAUGAUUUCAAAAAUCUAUAAAACCACGUUUUACACUUUACUAUUACAACAUGUGAGUUUUUAAUCGAUUGUUACAUUUUCAAAAAAAUAUAUAUAAAUAUCCAGAGUCUAGCUGAUCUUCUAACAAUGUUCUUCUAUUUCAUUCUAAUGGUAUUACGAGAAUUUCAACCAAUUCGUCAAUUUUAUUUCGAUUAUCAAGAAUAUUAUAUCGCCUCGGCAUCUUAUAAUUUCACCUAUUAUUUUUUAUAUAUUCGAUGUUCUGGAAUUAUACUACUAACAAUUCAAAGAUUCAUUAUCAUCAAUUCGUCAGGGUCAAGAUUUAGUCAUGUUAGUGAAACUUUUGAAAAAACAUCAUCAAAUAUCUUAAAAUUGCAGAAAGAAAACUAAAUUGAAAAAUAUUAAAUAGAUGUGCAGAAUAAAAUUAAAAUAUAAUUAUUUUCAGGCUGUUCAGUCUACAAGCACUUGGAAAAUUAUAUUAAUUUUGUGGUCUUUUCCAACAAUCAUCAGUUUGGUAGUUUUGAAAGAUACUGAAAUAAGAUACAACAAUGUUGAAGAUAUGGCUCUCAUUGUUGAUAGAUCUCUAACUAUGGUGAGAAAAAAUGAUAAAUUCUUGUUGAAAUUUAUAAGUUCAGCGAAACACAACUAUGGGAUUGUGCAUAACAAGUAUGACAUGUUUUAUAUGCAGUGCACUCUAUGUUUCAAUUGCUUAUUCGAUCAGAAAAAGAACAUCACUCACAAACAAUAGUCGUUCUCUUCGAAGAGAACUUCUAGUUGCCAUUCAAAUAUUCAUUCUUGUGAUUGCUUUCUUCGGAGUAUUUCUCUAUUGUGGUUUUCAAAAUUAUUUUACUAGAAACCGUGAUGUUCUUGGAACCGGUCCUAUUUAUUUUAUGCGCUCUGUUUAUCCAUUAGCCAGUGGAAUAUUAUCCUAUCUAAAUCCAUUUUGUAUUCUAUUUCUCAAUAAAGAAUUUUCAAAUCAAGUUAGACAGAUGGUUAUUUGCAAAAAACUUGUUGUGGUAAGUGCACCUAUGUCAAAAUAUGUUGUUCAAUGUUAUCCGAACAGAUUUCUACAAUAUCUACAGUACCUUCAAUGUCAAAUCGAACAUCACCAAAUCUCAAAUUCUAA